AUGGGAUCCAUUGGCGAGAAUUAUUCCAACGGUCAUUCGGCGGCCUCCAGCACUGGGGAUGGCCAGGGUCCCCGAAAGCCGCUCAGACAGAGCGGGCUGCUGAAUGAGAAAUUCGAAUCCGAAGACCUCACGCCCAUCAUCGGUCGGGAGUUUCCGAAAGUCAAUAUCGUAGAUGACUUGGUCAACUCCGCUGACGCGGAUACGCUCUUGAGGGAUCUCGCUAUCACGAUCAGCGAGCGGGGAGUCGUCUUCUUCCGCAAACAGGACAACUUGACGGACGAUCUGCAGAAGAAGUUCAUCCAGCGCCUCGGGGAGCUGACCGGCAAGCCACCCUCAUCGACGCUCCACAUCCACCCAAUCCUCAAUGGAUCCAGCGAGUUCGGCCAUGAUCUGGAGAUUAGCAACAUCUCGUCCGUGUCCCGCAAGAAACUCUUCGAUGCCAACGGCGAGAUCAAGAACAAGCGCAAAUACGACGCCGCGCAAUGGCACAGCGACAUCCAAUUCGAGCCUGCCCCCGCCGAUUACACGAGCUUGAGGCUAACCCAGCUGCCCAAGACGGGAGGAGACACCCUCUGGGCAAGUGGUUAUGAGAUAUACGAUCGCAUGAGCCGACCGUGGCAGCAGUUCCUCGAGGGAUUAACGGCCACAUUUAUUGGAGACGGUUUCAUCAGAGCCGAGCAGCAAGGGAGAGCGACCUUGUAUGAUCAACCCCGAGGGUCGCCGUUGAAUGUGGGCAAGCAUUUGAGUGCCGUGCAUCCUGUGGUGAGGACUAACCCGGUCACCGGGUGGAAGACUGUGUAUGCGAUUGGGACGUUCCCCAAGGCCUUCAACGAUUUGAACGCCGAGGAGACCGAAGAGCUGUCGAAGAAGUUGCACGGGAUGAUCGUGAACAACCACGACUUGCAGGUGAGGUUCAAAUGGAGGAAUGAGAAUGAUAUCGCUAUCUGGGAUAAUCGAUGUGUCUUCCACUGUGCCACGUUUGAUUACGACGGGCUGGGCGAGCGGUUUGGACAUCGCGCGGUCGGAAUCGGCGAGGCUCCGUACUUGGAUCCCAAUAGUCAGUCGAGGACGGAGGCUCUUGCUUCAUCAUAG
Molecule: messenger RNA, 1092 nt
Organism: Cladophialophora immunda
Lineage: Eukaryota; Fungi; Ascomycota; Eurotiomycetes; Chaetothyriales; Herpotrichiellaceae
Exons: 3
Coding region: 1-1092 (363 amino acids)
Cellular component (GO): cytoplasm
Molecular function (GO): 2-oxoglutarate-dependent dioxygenase activity
Source: RefSeq, a predicted model, not a curated record